UGCUCAGGUGCAAACGUAUGGCGGUAUUCUUUCUUGCCGGAUAAGUGCUUAUCCUAAGAAUGAUUCCACGAAAAACAACUGGACACCGCAUGAAUUGAUAGCAAAUGAGUUUGAGAUUAAUAAGACCAGCUGUAAACGAAGUAAAAGAUUAAGUGAUUGAGUGGAAUUUUAUCACCUGUCUGCAUUCGAUAAGAGCAAUUUCCUAGUUGAAAAGUAUUUAAAGUGGACUAUGGCUGCCCAGAGUAAGCUCGCUGAGAUCGCCUUCAAUUGCAGCUGUCAGGAGUACAUUCAUCCAUGGACAUCAAGCUGCGCAUGCGGGACGGCAGGGAUGUUAUUAUCCUUGAUCCCUGCUACCCUGCGCACCUACAGUGUUGUCUAUUUGUUUGCCCUACUUAUCCGUAUGCGGAUUCCAUCACUUAAAGAUCUUAGGCGCACUGCAGCCGGCAUUCUACAGUCGACAGCUUUCCUGUCCUUGAAUGGCAGCCUCUUCGUAUUUGCCAUUUGCAUGGUACGCAAACUUCUGGGAGGCUUCUACUUCGCAACAGCUGCCUGGUUGCCAUCGCUCUUGGUCAGCUCCAUUUGCUUGGCAGUCGAGCGACCCGAGAGACGAGCUCCGCUGACCUUGUAUGUGGCCAAUGUGGGCAUCGAAUCCCUGUGGAAGAUGAUGGAGUCACGGGGCUGGGUGCGGUCCAUCCCCAACGGACAGGUGCUCAUCAUGGGCCUCAGUGUCACCGCCUUGAUGUAUUUAUAUCGGGCAGGACUUCAUAAGACGGUGGUCAAGGAUUCUACCUUCAAGGCUUUGGGUGUGAUCGUGGGUAAGGAGGAGGAGGGUCCUCUUAAAACUCCAGCGGUUAACACCACGCAAAGACCCCGCUUAGGAAGACUUAACUUCCUCUGUAUUACUACGCACCUCAAGAUCUAUGAUCUUCUGCUAUCCUACAGUCAUCCUAGUUGUCCACACUCGAUGGGCUGUGCUCCAUACGCGCUCCUAGGUGGCCUAAAACCUUUCCUGGGCGGCGUGGGACUUCAGGUUGGAAUCAAACUGCUGCUGAACAUUACCAAGAUCUUCCAGUUCAAGAUGCAGUGGCGCAAGCAGAUCUUCAAUAAGGGAUCUCUGCAACUAGGACUUGCACUUGGUAUUUUUUCAUUGCUUUUCAAGUCAACCUCCUGCGGUUUGCGGCACUCUUUUGGACAUGACAAGGCUCUCUUCGCCAUUCCGGCUGGCUUGAUAGGAUCAAUUGGGCUGCUGCACUUCCCCAACACCACGGUGUCUUUAUAUCUGAUGUUGAAAUCCCUUCAACUGCUGUACAACUGGGGAGUCUCAGCGGAAAAGGUGCCCGAGAUGCCAGGCUUAUCCCUGAUCUUGUACGGAUUUUUUACGGCCGUGCUCUGCCAUGCGACCGUUCUGGAGCCUCGAUCCAUGCGGCCCAGCUACUACAAGUUCAUCCAGAACAUUUCGGGAGGUCGUCUCAGCAGGUACAAUAUGAAGUCCUUUGAGGCUUUUGGAGUAAACAGCCAGGAUCAGGCUAAUCACGUAAUUAAGAAGCUGGGAAUUGUCAUGAAGUCACCUAACCCAUUAUUUGCUUUGGCUGUUUAAACUUUGUUUUCCUUCUUAACUUCAAAAUAAAAACAUAAGAAAAUAAA
Molecule: messenger RNA, 1644 nt
Organism: Drosophila ficusphila
Lineage: Eukaryota; Metazoa; Arthropoda; Insecta; Diptera; Drosophilidae
Product: transmembrane protein 135
Exons: 4
Coding region: 230-1597 (455 amino acids)
Source: RefSeq, a predicted model, not a curated record